Messenger RNA from Dendrobium catenatum, 1963 nucleotides. RefSeq names its product amino-acid permease BAT1 homolog. The record is from RefSeq and is a predicted model, not a curated record. Gene Ontology annotation, biological process: transmembrane transport; gamma-aminobutyric acid transport. The transcript has 8 exons. Lineage: Eukaryota; Viridiplantae; Streptophyta; Magnoliopsida; Asparagales; Orchidaceae. The coding region runs from base 156 to 1721 and encodes 521 amino acids. Gene Ontology annotation, molecular function: gamma-aminobutyric acid transmembrane transporter activity; L-glutamate transmembrane transporter activity; L-alanine transmembrane transporter activity. Gene Ontology annotation, cellular component: membrane.
GGCCUCGUUGGCCGUACCUGGAAUUCUGGCUUCCAUUAAAAUUGGGUCUUUGUAUUUUAAUCAUUCGGCGGAUCUCACCCAACUUGGGAGAAGAAAGACUCUCCUCUUGUUGCUCUCGAUCUCCCUCCUUUUCUUCCGGGCUUCAAGAAGUCGGCAUGGCUUGGAAGGAGGAAAUCAACUCUCAUGGUGCGCAUGGCGAAAGUUCACUGGAUUCCGGCCACGCCCGGCUUCAUGAGCUCGGUUACAAGCAAGAGCUUAAGCGUGAUCUCUCGGUUUUGUCCAACUUUGCCUUUUCAUUUUCGAUUAUAUCGGUGCUCACCGGCAUCACGACGCUGUACAAUACCGGGCUUCGAUAUGGUGGUCCUCUUGCCAUGACUUAUGGGUGGUUCGUUGCUGGAGGGUUUACAAUGAUGGUGGGGCUGUCUAUGGCGGAGAUUUGCUCUUCUUAUCCGACCUCGGGCGGGCUCUAUUACUGGAGUGCCAGGCUCUCCGGGGCGAAAUGGGCACCCUUUGCCUCUUGGAUGACUGGCUGGUUCAACAUCGUUGGACAGUGGGCUGUAACUACAAGUGUAGAUUUCUCAUUAGCACAACUUAUCCAAGUGAUCAUCCUUCUCAGCACUGGGGGGCAUAAUGGUGGAGGAUACCUCGCUUCCAAAUAUGUAGUUAUUCUCUUUCAUGGUGGGAUUCUUCUUAUUCAUGCCAUCAUAAACAGUUUUUCAAUUAGAUGGUUAUCUUUUUUCGGACAGCUUGCUGCGGCAUGGAAUGUCUUAGGUGUUUUUGUCCUUAUGAUUCUCAUCCCCUGCGUUGCUACCGAGAAGGCUAGUGCCAAAUUUGUCUUCACCCAUUUAAACACUGAAAAUGAUGCCGGAAUUCAUAGCCAGGUUUACAUAUUUGUGCUGGGACUAUUGAUGAGCCAGUACACAUUGACAGGAUAUGAUGCAUCUGCACAUAUGACUGAAGAAACAAAAAAUGCAGACAUAAAUGGACCCAAAGGAAUAAUUAGUGCCAUUGGUAUAUCUAUCAUUGCUGGUUGGGGGUACCUACUUGGUAUCACAUUUGCUGUUACCAACAUCCCAUAUCUUUUGAACAGAUAUAAUGAUGCUGGAGGUUAUGCCAUUGCUGAGGUAUUUUACCUUGCCUUUAAGAGUAGAUAUGGCAGUGGAGUUGGUGGCAUCGUAUGUUUGGGAGUGGUCGCUGUUGCCAUAUUCUUCUGCGGCAUGAGUUCUGUGACCAGCAACUCUAGGAUGGCCUAUGCAUUUUCAAGAGAUGGAGCAAUGCCCUUCUCAUCGUUCUGGCAUAAAGUUAACCACCAAGAUGUCCCUAGGAAUGCGGUUUGGCUUUCUGCAUUCAUAUCAUUUUGCAUGGCACUGACGUCUCUGGGAAGUUUAGUAGCUUUCCAAGCAAUGGUGUCCAUAGCCACCAUUGGCCUCUACAUUGCCUAUGCUCUCCCAAUCUUUUUUCGAAUAACAUUGGCGCGCAAAUCUUUCGUCCCUGGGCCAUUUAACCUCGGCCGCUACGGAAUACUCGUCGGUUGGGUCGCAGUCCUUUGGGUGGCUAUCAUCACAGUCCUCUUCUCACUUCCUGUUGCUUACCCGAUCUCUAGGGACACUCUCAAUUAUACACCGGUUGCUGUUGGUGGCCUGCUUUUACUCACAGUUUCUUCAUGGUUUUUAAGUGCAAGAUAUUGGUUUAGAGGACCCAUAACCAAUAUUAAUACAUAGGAGGGUAUUGGCAUAGGAAGUUAUGAUUGUUGGAUGGAUGGAAAGAGUUCAUUCGAUAUCGAAUUGUUGAUGUUUUAACAUAAACAAAUGUUUUCAUUGUAAUUAUUUUGGCAUCAACUUUGGUGUGGGGGUGGAGCUAUUUGUUUGUAGGAGCAAAGUUUUGUUGCUCAGCUAAAUUUAUUUGAAAUAUAUCAAUAAUUCAUUUGUAAUGAUUAUAAAAUUAUCAAGUUCAAUUUAGACUU